This is a messenger RNA of Mya arenaria, 4627 nucleotides long. RefSeq names its product exportin-2-like. Bases 69 to 2975 code for a protein of 968 amino acids. NCBI's taxonomy places the organism in Eukaryota, Metazoa, Mollusca, Bivalvia, Myida, Myidae. The transcript is spliced from 27 exons. Gene Ontology annotation, cellular component: nuclear envelope; cytosol. Gene Ontology annotation, biological process: protein import into nucleus; protein export from nucleus. Gene Ontology annotation, molecular function: nuclear export signal receptor activity; small GTPase binding. The record is from RefSeq and is a predicted model, not a curated record.
AUUUAUUUUUACUUCACCGCCGUAAAGUGCGCCAUCGCACUGUGCCUUUAAUUUUUACUUAGGUCAGAAUGGAGGUUACAAACGAGAACCUAGCAACUCUUUCUAAUUUUCUUCAACAAACGCUCUCGCCUGAUCCAAAUGUCAGAAAACCAGCUGAGAAGUUUCUGGAGUCUGUGGAGGUAAACCAAAACUACCCUCUCCUGCUACUGAACCUGCUAGACAAGCCCAAUGUGGAUCAACAGAUCAGAGUCUCAUCAGCUAUCACAUUUAAAAACUAUGUCAAGCGGAACUGGAGAGUUAUUGAAGACAUGCCAGAUAAAAUACAUGAACAGGACAGAUUAACCAUAAAACAGCUGAUAGUUGGUUUGAUGUUAAAGAGCCCAGAACAAAUACAGAAACAGUUGUCCGAUGCCAUCAGCAUCAUAGGUCGGGAGGACUUCCCCAGCAAAUGGCCAGACUUGCUGGCCGAGAUGGUGACCAAGUUUCAGUCCGGGGACUUUCAUGUUAUCAAUGGCGUGCUUCGGACUGCACACUCAAUAUUUAAGAGGUAUCGACAUGAGUUCAAGUCUCAGGAGUUGUGGACUGAGAUAAAAUUUGUACUGGAGAAUUUCGCUGUGGCCUUCACUCAGCUGUUCAAUAGUACAAUGGAACUAGCAAAGACUCAUACCCAGGAUCCAAAUGCCUUGAAGGUGAUAUUCAGCUCCAUUGUACUGGAGUGCAAGAUAUUCUACAGCCUAAACUUCCAGGACAUACCAGAGCAUUUUGAGGACAACAUGCAGAUCUGGAUGACCAACUUCCUACAGCUUCUCUCUAUUGAUAAUAAGCUACUUCAAACUGAUGAUGAGGAAGAGGCGGGCCUACUGGAGCAAGUCAAGUCACAAGUGUGUGACAACGUGGCCCUCUAUGCCCAGAAGUAUGAUGAAGAGUUUUCCCCCCACCUUCCAGGCUUUGUCACAGCAAUAUGGAGCCUCCUGGUGUCCACUGGACAUGAGGUCAAGUAUGACCUGCUGGUAAGCAAUGCAAUCCAGUUCCUAGCCUCAGUGGCAGAGAGGCCAGCGUACAAGCACCUGUUUGAAAAUCUGGAGACACUCAAAAGUAUCUGUGAGAAGGUCAUCGUACCCAACAUGCAGUUCAGAGCGUCAGAUGAGGAACUGUUUGAAGAUAAUCCAGAGGAGUACAUCAGGCGAGACAUCGAGGGUUCUGAUGUUGACACUCGUCGUAGAGCAGCAUGUGACCUGGUACAAGCCCUAUGUAAGGUUGUUGAGGGGCCUGUCAUACAGAACUUCUCACAAUAUGUUCAGGCACUUCUGGCGGAGUACGCAGCAGACCCAGGCCAGAGAUGGAGAAGUAAGGAUGCAGCCAUCUAUCUUGUCACCUCUCUUGCUGCAAAGGCUCAAACACAGAAGCAUGGCAUUACACAGACGAGUGAGCUGGUGAACAUCACAGACUUCUACAACUCCCACAUAGCUCCUGACCUGCAAAAGGCAGAUGUUAACUGUACCCCUGUGAUUAAAGCUGACUGUAUUAAGUACUUGAUGGUCUUCAGAAAUCAGCUGCCCCGAGAGUCAUUGAUUUGCAGUUUUCCACUCCUCAUUAGUCACCUGACAGCUUCCAGUCACGUGGUGCACACGUACGCGGCGCACUGUAUGGAGAGGCUGCUUAUGGUGCGAUCACCACAGGGACAGGCUGUCAUCACCUACACUGACGUCCAGACGUGUGCUACUAAACUAAUAGAGAAUCUUUUGGGUGCAAUGAACCUGCCAGGUUCCACCGAGAAUGAGUAUUUGAUGAAAGCAAUCAUGCGGAGCGCAUCCAUGAUGCAAGAGAAUCUCGUCCCGCUGGUGGGGGUUAUUCUAAAAAGUCUCACUGAAAAACUUCUGCUUGUUGCGAAGAACCCAAGCAAGCCCCACUUCAACCAUUACCUGUUUGAGACGUUGUGUGUGACGAUCCGCACCACAUGUAAGGUGAACCCUGUCACUGUUGCUGAGUUUGAGCAAGCUCUCUUUCCACCAUUUACUGAAAUACUCCAGCAAGAUGUCCAGGAGUUUAUACCAUAUGUGUUCCAAAUUCUCUCCCUGCUUAUUGAGCUACACACGGACGCCAUUCCAGACACAUACAUGCAACUGUUUCCACACUUACUUGUUCCGUUGCUAUGGGAACGCCCUGGAAACAUUCCACCUCUUGUGCGUCUUCUUCAGGCAUACAUUGAGAAGGGAGGACAGCAGAUUGCAGUUGACAAACUGAAUGGGCUUCUGGGAAUCUUUCAGAAGCUAAUCGCAUCAAAACAGAACGACCAUGAGGGCUUCUAUCUGAUGAACUCUUUAAUAGAACGAAUGCCAAGUGAAAUAUUGCAGCCAUAUAUGAAACAAGUAUUUGUUCUCCUGUUCCAAAGACUACAGAGCUCAAAAACUACAAAAUACAUUAAAAGUCUGCUUGUGUUUUUCUGUGUGUACAUGAUCAAGUACGGUGCUCCAGCUCUCAUUGAAAUGAUCGACGCUAUACAAACAAAGAUGUUUGGUAUGGUUAUUGAGAAGCUAUUUGUUGCCGACCUACAGAAGGUUUCUGGUACGUCUGAGAAGAAAAUCUGUGCCCUUGGUGUGACAAAACUGCUAACCGAGGCACCAGCUAUGGUGUCUACAUAUGGAGAGUACUGGGCCAAGUUGUUGCAGGCCCUUAUAGGAGUGUUUGAGCUGCCAGAAGAUGACAGCGUCCCUCCGGAUGAGCACUUUAUAGAAAUAGACGACACUCCAGGGUACCAGACAGCAUAUUCCCAGCUGGCAUUUGCAGGUAGAAAGGAACAUGACCUUUUGUCAGAGACCGUACCACAGCUAAAGAUGGGCCUUGCCAAGAAUCUAGAAAAACUGGGUGCUCAGCAACCAGGAAAGCUGAUGCCUCUAAUCAAUACUGGAGUACAACCUGAGGCUCAGAAAUAUCUCCAAGAAUAUCUGUCUGGUGCAGGAGUGACCCUUACCUAACACUGGACAAAUUGGCCUCAUCAGUUGUGCUAAGAACUUUUUGGACAAAAUGUGUACAGCUCUACAGUUGACAAAUGUUGAUGUAAAAAUAGUCCUUUGUUUUGCUAAAUUUUAACAAGGCUCUUUUGAGUAAUCUAAAAUCUUGAACAUAAGUCACUAUCUUCAAAACCAAUAAUUAUAAAAAGAUUUAAAUGAAUCUUGGUUAACAUGUAUACAAAUAAAUAACCAACAAUACUCUGGCUGAAAUAUUUCUGAGUUAAGCACCAGAGUUAUGCCCCUUGAUGCUAUUGUGAAAAACGGAUGAGCUGCAAACAGUUUACUUCUUUAAAGAUCUUCAAAGAUAAUGUUUAAACAAAGCAUGAAGAAAAACUGUAUUUGUUUUUAUCAAAUCAUGUUCUACAUACAUAUUGCAACCACUUUUGGUAAUGGUGUGUAGUUUAUAUACUGACUUUCAACAACUUUAUGUUUGUACCAAACAGUUUGAAACGUACUGUACCACGAAUUAUGUUAAAUAUUCAGAACAUUUCAGCGACCAACUUUAAGCUUGCCCUAGCGCUCAAGGAAGGGUUAGCUAUUGUGGUCCAUCUGUUGUCAACAAUUGCUUAAAGCAAAAAUCUCCUCCUAUAACACUUUGUCAAAUUCAACCAAACUCUUUCAAAUGUGUUCAAAGAAAUAUCUUCCAUUGAGAACUUGCCAAUGUUGGAAGGCUAAGAGCUUGAAUAUUUUGCAUGUUGCAUUGUUUAGUGGUCCUUGACCAAAAUUGUUUAAAUCAUGCGCCUGGAAUCAAAAUUAGCACCUACGCGGGAGUCACUUGUUUGCAUUGACCAAAUAAGGAAAAAGUUUUCAAAUCUUCAUCUCCAAAAUGUCAAGGCCUUGAGGUAAGAUAUUUUGAAAGUAGCAUUGUCUAGAGGUCCUCUACCAAGAUUGAACUGUUCAAAUCAUGCCCCUGAAGUCACAACUGGCCCUGAGGGGGUCACUUGUUUUAAAUUUACUUAUAUGUGACAGAAUUGGAUGAAUAUAAUGAAUUUAUUUUUAGCUCACCUAAGCACAAAGAGCUCACCCUUUGUGAUAGGGGGAUUUUCCAUUGUCCAUCUGUCGCCAACAUUUUCCUUCAAACAACUUUUCCUCAUACUUCACAAGAAUGUUCUUUGGAUGGUCUUCCAGAUUCCUUCUGGAAUAAAUGUGGCUCCAUGCAGAACCCAUUCACUAUGUCCAUAUGGAAAACUUUGAAAAUCUUGUUCUCAGAAUCCGCAGACCCAAUUUUAAAAUAAUUCCAUAGAAAUGAUACUUAGGUGACCCUCUAUCAAAUUUCUUUACCCUAUGUUGAUUUGUAAAACAUCAUGGCUGCCAGGGAGCAGGGCUACUUUUGACUACAUGUCAAUUCGUAAAAUUUUGAAGAACUCCUCAGAAUCUGCUUGGCUGAUUUAAAAACAAUUUCACAGAAAUGUUUCUUAGUUUACCCUCGAUCAAAUUCCUUCACCCACUUUUAAUUUAUAAAAAAAACAUGGCCACCAGGGGCGGGGCUGUUUUUCACAAUACAGUUGAAUCGAUAUUCUAGGGCCCGGCCAAAAUACUUCAAGCUUUGCGAAUAUCGUGCCAAGUGAGAAUGUGUAUUUUUCCUUAAUUCGUUGAAUAAAGUCAUGUUUACUUUG